Cyclocybe aegerita is the source of this 1512-nucleotide messenger RNA. NCBI's taxonomy places the organism in Eukaryota, Fungi, Basidiomycota, Agaricomycetes, Agaricales, Hemipholiotaceae. The record is from the annotation of a GenBank genome assembly.
AUGGAUUCCGAGAAAGUCGCGAUAGAGCACGUCGACGGAGAGGAUAAGAUCGCUAAAUCUACGACAUCGGACGUGUCAAAGUCGAAAGAGGAUGUGGUUGUUGCUGCUCUUCCUGUCGUCGAUCCUGAGGCGGAGAGGAAGCUCCUUCGCAAAAUCGAUUUAGCCCUCCUGCCAAUGUUCACACUGAUCUAUUGCUUGAACUUCAUCGACAGAACAGCCAUAGGGAACGCCCGCAUUGCAGGUCUCGAAAGAGAACUCGGGAUGCAAGGCUAUGACCUCAACAUAGCCCUGACCACCUUCUACGUUUUCUAUAUUCUCUCCGAAGUUCCUUCCAACCUCGCCCUGAAGCACUGGGGGUCAAUCUGGAUAGCCUUUCUCGUUAUCGGCUUUGGGGUUGUCGCAAUUGGCUCCGCGUUCAUGAAGACCUACCAGGAGCUCCUCGUGACGCGGGUAUUUUUAGGCAUCACAGAAGGAGGGACGCUGUCAGGUCUCGUAUACUUGCUCGCAAGGUUUUACCGGAGACACGAGCUUAUAAUGCGAAUGGGUAUCUUCCAUGGACUGUCGCCGUGUCUCGCUGGAGCCUUCGGCGGGCUACUUGCAUCAGGACUGCUCAGCAUCCCGGAUUUCGGGAUUGUGACAACAUGGAGGAAGAUAUUCCUCAUCGAAGGCGUCCUAACCACCGUGGUCGGGCUGUUGCUUCUCUUCUUCAUCCCCGGAGACCCGACUACAACACGGCUGUUCAACGAAGAAGAGCGGGCUAUGGUCAUCGCCCGGCUCGACGCCGACCAGACAGUGAAAAUGGGCGGCAAGAAAGAACGGACCUCGCUAAGGCUCAUUAUUCAAUCCUGCAACCUUCAUACGAUCGUGUGUUCUCUAGCGUUCAUGCUGGCCAACAUCUCCUUCCAAGGCUUGAGCCUGUUCUUGCCCACAGUCGUCAACACUCUCGGACACUUCACCACUGUCGAAGUCCAACUCCGAAGCGUACCGCCAUACCUUCUAGGCGCUCUAUGGGCCGUUGGCACCGCCUGGGUGAGCUUCCGCAUGCGCCAGCGGUGGCUCCCCGUCCUCUGGUCUGUCGCGCCGAUGAUAGUCGGGUACUCAAUCGCAGUUGGCACCAAGAAUCCCGCUGCACGGUAUAUUGCAUGUUUCUUAAACGUCGGCUGUGGCGCUCCUGUCGGUCCACUGCUCCUGACCUGGACGACGGAUAAUUCGGCCCCCGACACAAUGAGAGCCGUGACGACUGCUCUCGUCCCAGGCAUCGGGCAGAUAGGGUCGAUCAUUGCGGUCUGGACGUACGUCCCCAAGGACGCCCCGAACUAUUACAGAGGCAACUCUCUCAAUGUCGCGGCGGCGUGUACCAAUUUCUUUUCUAUUACGCUCCUAGGUUUUUACCUCAUCCGGGAGAACAAACUACGUGAUCAGGGCAAGCGCGACCAUCGCAUAGUGGGAAAGACGGCGGAACAGCAGCACAAUCUUGGGUACUUGCAUCCUGAAUUCCGUUACCAGCUGUAG